UAGGGUAGAAGUAGAGGAAGGGUGGAAGGAGAGGCUGGUGUCGAAGGUGGAGAAGGGGACAAACGGAACAGACAGCGAAUUCUAUAACCCGAAGAAGAAGACGGAGAAGGAGUACCUGACAUUCCUGGCGGGAUUCAGACAGCUGGCGCCGAGGGAUGUGAUUCUGAACAACCUUGCCUUGUCGGACGUGGAGCUGCAGGAUUUGAUAGCCGGCGCGGACAAAGUGGUGUCGGAGGAGAGGAAGGACGAGACAGGGCAGGUCUACUAUCUGUACGAGAUAGAUGGGGUUGGAAAGCACAGCCUGAUCACAGUCACUUGCUCCAAGAACAAGCUCUACGCCCAUUUCGUAAACGCCCCUGCGCCCGAGUGGAACCGCGACCACGAUACAUUAACCCACCUUCGCGACUCCUUCAAGACUGUCUCUUCUUCUUGAAAUUUCAAUGUUUGCUUGUCGAAAUGUAUUUAAUUUGGUGAGAACGAGAAUGGGAUACAUAAACUGGAGUUUGUUUUGUGAUCCUUUAAUUAUCAUCAAUUCUAAUAUAGGUAUAAAUAAAUAAGCAUAUAGUAAGCAAAUGCCUUGAACAUAGAGAAACCAACCAAAUGGGUAUUUGUUCUUUUUUUGUAUAUUUGCUUGUCUGCAACUUUCCCGGCAUCCAUACGUAAAAAGUGUCCUCUAUUGUGAUAGUAGCUAGUAUUAUUUACUAGUGUCGAGUACUAUUCAAUGGAGUUUCAAUUGCCCCUACAAAAGAGAAGAGAGACUAUAGACUAGACAAGACAAGCAAAGGACAUUGUUACAAUUCUCACGCCCAAGAGUUUCUCCAUCCAUUCUUUUGUCUUUUCUUCUCUUUUAUCCAUGGAUGGAUCCAUCUAAGCACACUUUUUAUACUAGCACAGCUAUGCUCUACAAAUUAAACCCUAAACUAAAAAUUCGUAGAGACACAAAAUGUAUGAAUAUAAGAUUUAGAAAAGAAAAAAAAACAAAGCUAGUCUGCAGUAGUAAUAAAAAGAAGAAGCAUGGAAGGGAGGUUUCCUUUUGUGGGAAAACAGACAAGCAAGUUGUGGUUUUGAUAAUCUCAAGGCCGAAAGCUGUACUUUUGAUUUAAAUAUGUGAUCCAUCAAUGAAGAACAAAUACUCUCUCAUUCCUUUUUUUUAAUUUAAAGGA
Molecule: messenger RNA, 1163 nt
Organism: Arabidopsis thaliana (thale cress)
Lineage: Eukaryota; Viridiplantae; Streptophyta; Magnoliopsida; Brassicales; Brassicaceae
Product: thylakoid lumenal protein (Mog1/PsbP/DUF1795-like photosystem II reaction center PsbP family protein)
Exons: 1
Biological process (GO): photosynthesis
Cellular component (GO): extrinsic component of membrane; chloroplast thylakoid; photosystem II oxygen evolving complex
Molecular function (GO): calcium ion binding
Source: RefSeq, marked reviewed